UAUUCGAUGGUUGGCCUCAAAUGGAAGCUGUGGUUCCUACUAGUUCCCGCGUCACUCCCCGCACGUCUCCAGCUCCAUCUCCUCCUCCCCUCUAUAUUUUUUUCUCGAGUCACCGUCACGCGCGCACCGCCCACCUUCCCUCCUCACCCGCGCUCCACCUCCACCGAAACGUCCAUGGCGCCCACGCCUGCGCCGCCCACCAACACGUGGCCACACCACCGCCGCGCAUUCCUCCGGCCUCUGAUCCUCGCGCUCGCUACUGUCCAGCCGGCCUCUUCGCAGCUCCUCCAGCCGCCGCCCGGCGCCACCUUCUCCGGGGUGUUCUCGCCGCCGUCACCGCCCGCCGACGGUGGAGGAAGCGGCGGCGGCGGCGGUAGCGGAAGCUUUAGCCUCGCCACUUCUCUCCUCUUCGUCGGCCUGAUCGUCGCGCUCUUCCUGUUCGGCUUCUUCUCGGCCUACCUCCGCCGCUGCGCCAGCGCGCGCCGUGGAAGGGGCGCCGGCCUGAACGCCAGCGCGGCCGUCGCGGCCGCCGCGGCUGCCGCGUUCGAGUUGGCGGGGGCGAACGGCGGCGGCAGGAGGCGCGCCGCGGGGCUCGACGCUGUGGCGAUGGAGGCGCUGCCGGUGCUCACGUACGCCACGGCCCGGGCGGUCAAGGCCUGCCGCUGGGCGCUCGAGUGCGCGGUCUGCCUCGCCGAGUUCGGUGACGCCGGCGAGAAGCUCCGCCUCCUCCCCGGGUGCUGCCACGUCUUCCACGCCGCGUGCAUCGACGUGUGGCUGGCCGCGCACGUCACCUGCCCCGUCUGCCGCGCCGACCUCUCUGACCCGGCCGUCGCGGACGCCGGCCACGUCCUGGCCGCUGUCCUCGCUGCCCAGGCAGAAACGCCGACGGACACGAUUGUCAACGUCGAGCCAUCAGAAUCAACGCCAGGACAGGACUACACGUCGUCGGACCAGCAGGCAGAGACGGCCGAGGAGCGGGUGGACCGGUACACGCUGCAGCUGCCGGAGAGGCUCAAAAGGGAGAUCGAGGCGGCUAAGCGGCACCGCAGGGCGGUGAGUGAGGUGCCAGCGGCCGCGAGCUCAUCCAGCGGGCGUUGGACGUCGUCGGCGCUGCGGACAAUGUCAGCCGCGCGCCCGAGCCGGCGAUGGUCGGGGCUGUUCCGAGCAUUGUCGGGGUCGCGACGGAGCGAGCCGGACGGUCAUCGGAGGGUGGCGCCUUUGCAUACCAGCACCACUGGCGACGGGGAGGUGGAGGUGGUGGUGGUGCAGGACGACGCAGGGACACACAUGGAGAAGUACUACGCGCAUUGCCUCACGUUCGCUGGGUUCGUCAUCGACGGCGACGUGGCGGCCGGCGACUGGAACCCGGAGGUCUUCCAGGUCUCGACCGCCGUUCCGGCCACCACGGCGGCGUCACAGCGGUGAAGUGAAGCCAAGAAAAUGCAACCCGGAGGUCUUUUGCUAGUAUUAACUGUUCGUUUCAGCGAUCCUUUAGGGGUAGAGAGAUUGCACGUUGUUUGAUGAAUUUGACAGGGUCUGUACAUGUAGAGACAUAGUUGUCGGUGGAAGUGCUCUUUGUACAUAUGAUCAAGCCUUUGAUCAAUAACAGUUAAAGAUGACUGAGCUCAGAGUGCCUUA
Messenger RNA from Phragmites australis (common reed), 1638 nucleotides. Its product is annotated as E3 ubiquitin-protein ligase Os03g0188200-like. The coding region runs from base 7 to 1425 and encodes 472 amino acids. The record is from RefSeq and is a predicted model, not a curated record. The transcript has a single exon. Lineage: Eukaryota; Viridiplantae; Streptophyta; Magnoliopsida; Poales; Poaceae.